UCCAGUCUAAUUUUUUUGCGGAUUUCAGUCAGUUCCCAUUGCUUUUCAGAGGCAAAAAAUGUCCAAACUCCUAACCGUUUUCGUUCUACUGCAUCUGACUGCCCAGGAAAUAUGGACAUUUCGCCUCACUAGAACGGUCCUUCCACGCCACUACUCCCUGAAACUCCAUCCAAAUAUUGAUGGCGACCACUUCCAAGGCGAAGUUUCCAUUACGGUGUCCAGCCAAAUGGAGGAAAGGAGACUCAUACUGCAUAGCAUGAAUUUGACUAUCACUCAGGCCACAGUCAACCGCCAACCGGUUGAGGUAAAAGAGGAGAGCGAGCAGCGCAUUUCACUGGGCCUGCAAAAUGAGGAACGCUUCCAACCUGGAGAACACCAGAUUCGGUUGGUGUUCAAUGGGACUUACCAGGACAGAUGCGGCCUGAGGAAGGCCAGAACGGAGGAAGGAGUUCUAAUAGUGAACGAGUCGGAACCCGGCUACGCAAGACGAAUAUUCCCUUGCUUUGAUGAACCCAGUUUUAAAGCUCGCUUUAAUGUGCGUCUCAUUGCUCCAAAUGCUACAUACAGGGCCCUUUCUAAUAUGCCGGAAAUCGCCAGAUAUAGCACGAAGGCCGGCAUUAUCUACGAUUUUGCAACUAGUGUGGUAAUGUCCACUUACCUGCUAUCGCUCGUAAUAACUGACUAUCCAUUUUACGAGGAAAUGAUGAAAAUUGGUGAUAAAACAAUUCCAGUUCGGAUUUUCACCUCUAAAGCCAGUAAGGAAAAAAACGGUGCAGCCGUCCAAGCUGUGAAAUUCUACAUGAAUUAUUAUACAGAAUAUACUGGCAUUCCCUGCCCUCUUCCCAAACUAG
Messenger RNA from Dendroctonus ponderosae (mountain pine beetle), 851 nucleotides. RefSeq names its product aminopeptidase M1-C-like. Lineage: Eukaryota; Metazoa; Arthropoda; Insecta; Coleoptera; Curculionidae. Gene Ontology annotation, biological process: proteolysis; peptide catabolic process. The record is from RefSeq and is a predicted model, not a curated record. Gene Ontology annotation, molecular function: peptide binding; metalloaminopeptidase activity; zinc ion binding. Gene Ontology annotation, cellular component: cytoplasm.